Molecule: messenger RNA, 4182 nt
Organism: Toxotes jaculatrix (banded archerfish)
Lineage: Eukaryota; Metazoa; Chordata; Actinopteri; Toxotidae
Product: cerebellar degeneration-related protein 2-like
Exons: 6
Coding region: 276-1757 (493 amino acids)
Source: RefSeq, a predicted model, not a curated record
CCGGGAUGGGCCGGUGCCGAGCGGAUGUGGGGGAUGAGAUGGAGAGGUGGGAGUGACCGAGGAAGCACGGAGGAGAGGAAGGAAAGAGGAAACACGUAGAGCCACAGCACAGCACACAACACAACACUCCCUGACUGGAAAAAAAGCCUGCGCGCAGCUCCAGCUUCAAGGAGCGGCUGCUGCCUUCUGGAGGAUCCUGCCCGCUGGAGCUCUAUUGUUCAGACACAGAGGCUUGUUCCUGCGGUUUUCCCGGGUUCAGGAGGAGGGGGUCACCCAUGCUAAGCUCAGGGAGAAUGGAAGAAUUCGUGACCGAAGAGGAAGAGCCGUGGUACGACCAGCAGGACCUGGAGCAGGACCUCCACUUGGCAGCAGAGCUGGGAAAGACUCUGCUGGAGCGGAACAAGGAGCUGGAGGACUCCUUGCAGCAGAUGUACAUCACUAAUGAAGAGCAAGUGCAGGAGAUUGAGUACCUAUCGAAACAGCUGGAGGUUCUCCGGGACAUGAACGAGCAGCACGCCAAAGUGUACGAGCAGCUGGACGGGACUGCCAGAGAGCUGGAGCGCACCAACCACACACUCGUGACGGACAGCAAGACCUCGCAGCAAAAGAUAGAGAGGUUAACAGGGACCAUUGAGACUUUGCAGAACCAGGUGGAGUCUCUUUCAGGGCAGGUGGAGCAGCUUCGCUCCAUGGAGCAGCUCCGAGUCAGGAGGGAGAAGAGGGAACGACGCAAGACCAUCCACUCAUUCCCUUGCCUGAGGGAGCUUUGCACAGCACCAAGGUAUGAGGAUGAGUUUGUCGUGGGCAGGGCUGAGAGCUUUAGCGUGGAUGUAAAGCGUCAACCAUUCGAAGAAGAGAACCAGCACCUGAGGGAAGCAGUGUCGGCCCUGAGGGCAGCCAUCCGGACUGAGAGGGGGCGUAGGGAGGGGGUGGAGAGAGAGUGCAACCUCCUACUUGCAGAGUUCUCACGGCUGCAGACGCGGGUCCAGGAUGCUGAGGGCUGCCAGGCGAGAGUACGGGAGCUGGAGGUGGAGCUACAGGAGCUGCAGCAGCUACGUCGAGCUCGGACUUUCCUGCUGAGCAGCGAGGACGAUGGCGUGGCUCUCACCCAGACUGUCCUCAAUAGCACCCCGGAGACUGACACCUUCCUGGAAGUGGAGGUCGGGGAGACGGGAGGAGGGGUGAGGGAGGAAACUGAAGGUGGAAGGGGUGUCGGUGGUGAGGCGUUACCUGAGUCCAGCCCUGUGAGGAAAAGCUGCAGCGACACGGCGCUCAACGCCAUCGUGGCCCGAGACGCGUCCGGCCGCAGGAGAGGAAGCUACGCCCUCCACGCCAACAGCGUGAGGAAGAGAGGGAUGUCCAUCCUCAGGGAGGUGGAUGAGCAGUACCAUGCCUUACUGGAGAAAUAUGAGGAGCUGUUAGGGAAGUGCAGACGCCACGAGGAGAGCCUGUGUCACGCUGAGGUCCAGACUUCCCGACCAGUCUCCCGAGACCCAUCCAUGAAAGACUGUGCCAUGGGCCCCACCCCGGUGCCACCCCCUACCCCUACUCAGUCGCCCUCCACCCCCGAGGCCAUCGAGAGCAUCAGCAAGCAGGUGGAGGCGGUGGAUAAACGGCUUGGACAGAACACACCAGAAUACAAGGCCCUUUUUAAGGAGAUCUUCUCUCGUAUCCAGAAGACCAAGAUGGACAUCAAAGCUACCAAAGCUGCUAAAGCUGGCAAAUCCGGGAAAUCUGGCAAAUCUAGCAAACACUAAUGGUUCCACUGCUUGGCUGUAAAGAGGAUGAUGAUGUGCUCUUUCCGUGUAUAAUGUGUGGACAGGGGUUUUGGUGUAAACAUUUUUAAAGAGGGUGCUAUUUGGGAAAACUGCUAAAUUCAAGUACAGUUCAAUUUAACUGAAGUCAAAUGAGGCUGCAUGGUUUUAAUCCAGACCUGAAACCUUCCAGCAUACAUGAGAAUCUGAUUUGCAUGUGAUCAAAAAAAAAAAAAAAUGAAAUGGAAUUGUUAAGAACUAGUUCAAGAUCAACACCCUCAUAGUCUUUUAUUCAGUGUUCCUUCUAAAUAUAUACUGGCUUCACUGCCUUAUAACCGUAGGCAUAUACCACAAUAACACAAUGAUAGCAAUAUGCCUCUCAUGAGCCUCACAAGUGCACUAAACUUUAAAGCUUCACAAGAAAAUUGCAUCUCUGACAAGAAACAUGAGUGGAAAUCUAAAAUUAACAUGAGCUGUAUCUGUUAAGUUAACUGUAAUGGACUCUACUAACAUUUGUAUAAUUAGAUUAAGAAAGGCAAAGAUUGAUCCUCUCAGGCCACAGUGCUGUCUGUCUCAAGAAAGAACUUGAGGUGCUACCAUUACAUAUAAUCACAGAUUAACACUGUUCAGAAUUGAAAUAAGCCUUUAGUCUGGAGGAUGUUGCUACUAUCGUGCACCAUUCUGUGUGUGUGAUCAUGAAGUUUGAGGAGUAGUUUGACAUUCUUGGAAAUUAAUUUAUUUGCUUUCCUUCCAGGGAUUUUGAUCAAUACCACUGUCAUGUCUGUCAGGAGGAAUAUGAAUGCUUCUAUUUUUUAUGCUAAGUUAAGUUAAGGUAACCAGCUGCUUGCUGUAGCUUCUGGGGAUCAGGUGAAAAGGGGGAACCGUGAAACUUAAGGAAACCAACCCAGACUGGAAAUUUAAUUUACAUUUAGAAAUUAAAUUCUCUCUCCACUGUGUUAAAAUCACUUCAUCCCUCUUAAGAAUACUGAAGUGGGUCUUCAUACAGACUACAACAGGCCGUUGAGUCAAAAAUAAACUUGCCCAAUGAAAUACAAGAAGCAUUGCUAUUUAAUCAUAGUACUGAGUAAUAAAUCUACAGUAUGUGAAACAAAUUUAUUUUCAUUUUAGAUGAUCAGUUUUGACCCACUGAGGUUUUUAAUAUGUAGAAGUGAUGCUUCCACUAAAUGUUAAAAAGCUGCUGUCUCAGAGCCAAGGCCAAUCUGUGCAGAUUGUUGUUUUCACUGUUUCUGGACAUUGUGGACACUCAUCAUGGAGAAUAUAAAAAUCCUGAGAAGACUGAAGUAAAUGGGAUCAGUCUUUGCACCAUAUAGCGUAUAAGCAUUUUUGUUUGUUGAGGAAAGUGUUAUUAAAAAAAAGUCUACUGAAUGAGGUCAGCAUGAACAUUUGUAAAACAAAAAAACACACACACACAGGUGGAUCCUUUUUAAAGAAAAUGAGAAUGAGAUAUUCCUUUUUUUAAAUUCAAGUGUUGGGACUGUUUUCUUUGUGUCAGCAGAUAGACGGACACGCUGCAUAGUAGCACUGUAACCAAUAUAAGGCUUCAAACCAGGGCUUUGUCUAACACCUUGCAGUCUUACCAAACUAUAAAACUAACCUGCAAAUAUAUUGCACCUUUUUUCACAGUAUACAAUACAGAUGCCUUUUUUCUGGGUAACCUCUUAUGUAUAAACCUUUGCUAUAAUGAAUGUUAUUACUGCUAAUAUUUUAUAUCUGAUUCUUCUGUAAAAUUUAAGGCAUAACAAAGCUUGAAACCUUUCACAUGAGGCACAGCUGACGCCUGAGGAACCCACAUGCGUGUUUUGAGGCUAAGUGUGUAAAAACAGUACGGAGGAUGGAUGUUUUUCUGAAACUUGGUACAGAAGAAAAAUGAAUCCUGUGAGCUCCUGGUGAAGUAAAGGUUAAGUUACAGUCGCAGCAACUUAACUGUGAUAACUGGCGUGUAAAGUGCAUUUGAGGUUGGUGCUCACGUCUGUUAGAAUGAUUCAAGUGUAAUGAGGAGGGAGGAUUAUGUGUUAGCGUAGACAAACCAGAUGCCAAACCAGAGUCUGUUGUCAUUUUACAAAGGCUCAUGAGGUUUCUGUACUGUAAUGUCUUACCUAUUGCACUUGAAAAUGUUUGAUGCCUCAUCUCUUACAUAUUUAGGAUAGCUAAUAUGAACUUGUAUUGUGUGUAUUUAUUUGUGUGUGUGAAUGUUUAAUAUUUUUUUAAUUUACUUUUUAAGGUCCUGUAUGUGAAUGUUACUAACAUAUUGUCAGAAUAAACAAAUUUAAUUUGCUUUAUUUACGUGUGCAUUAUUAGUUAAGAACAUACUGGCAUUAGAGUUUAGUCUGGUCUGGUAUUAGUUCAUGUCCUAUUUUUUUUUACUAAGACCUACUUUACCCUGCUAAUAAAGCACUGAUAUAAUGCA